Trypanosoma grayi is the source of this 1290-nucleotide messenger RNA. RefSeq lists its product as hypothetical. The coding region runs from base 1 to 1290 and encodes 429 amino acids. Lineage: Eukaryota; Euglenozoa; Kinetoplastea; Trypanosomatida; Trypanosomatidae. The transcript has a single exon. The record is from RefSeq and is a predicted model, not a curated record.
AUGAUGCGAGCAGGAGGAGUGAUGAUGGUGCGCCCCGUGCUGCUGGUACUUGCCCUGUGCUGCGCUUGUGUCUGUGUGACGGCUGCUGCAGAGCCGGGGAAGGCAGCUGUCCAGAAUUCCGGUACCUCAGUUGCCCAGCAGAAUGUGAACGGUGACACUGAGAGAAAAGCCCAUACUGAUAGUUUAGAAAGCCUGCAGAAGGCUGAGAACGCCCUCGAAAAGGCUGUUGCGGCAGCCGAAGCACUUAAAAAUGCAGCGAGUUCAACCAAUGAUGCUUUGAGUAAUGCAAAAGUGGCCGUGACCAGAGCGGAGAAUGCAGAAACGGACGCCGGAAAAGCGUUCUCUGCACUUGCAAAGGCUUAUGAUGUGCUGAAAAAGGAGUAUGAUACGUUUUGGAGCACCAUAAGCACGAAGACGGCGGUUCCGGCGGAGGCUGCGAAGGUGGCUCCUCCAAUAAUGAAGUUGACGGAUACUGAAGGAGAGGUCAGAGCCAACUGGCUUGCGGAGGCGCUGGCCGCCGUGAAAGAGGCACAGAAGUUGGCCAUGAAAGCAAAUGAAUCGGCUAGUGAAGCCUCUGCGGCCGCGACAAACUCUGAGGUAGCAGCACUGAAGGCCAAGAAAGCGGCGGACAACUUUACAAUAGCAUCACAGGGAGCACAGAACGUCGCAACACAGGCAGAUGAGAUGGCUGUGCAGGCUGGAAAGCUUUCUGCAAAAGCAAAGGAGGCAGCCUGGCUUGCUAAAAAGGCGGCGGACUACGUUGAAAAAGACGACCGUGAGGCCCUACAAAAUGCUCUAUUGGCGAACUGUGAGGGUUGCGAUCCGUUGCGCAAUACUAAGUUGCGUGCAAUCGAUAAAUUGGACCGUAUUUAUUUUGCUAUGGGUUUCGCGAACAAAUCAAAGGAGGAUGCUAAUGAAGCAGCUGCGGCAGGAAGAGAGGUGGCAAAACUUGCAGAGAGCUUUGCCGAGAGUUUGAGGGGAGAACAAGAGGCAGCGAAGAAACACGUCGCCAAGGGAAAGGCUGCUCUUGAGGCCGCGCGGGCCCAGGCAGAGACUGAGUUGAAACGGCUACAGGCUGAAUUACAAGCCCGUAAAAAGAAGCAACAAGACACUGAAACGCAGCUGUCGUCAGCAGAACUCCCAACGACUGCGAGUGCUGAUGUGCCAAAGGUCGACCCGAAAGAGUUAAUCAAGAACAAGAAUGCGGACAGCAGCAGCAGUCGUUCAUGGGUGUGUGCCCCACUGCUUGUUCUUGUGUGUGUGCUGUCCUGCAGCAUCGCUGUGUGGUAA